Molecule: messenger RNA, 3932 nt
Organism: Megalobrama amblycephala (Wuchang bream)
Lineage: Eukaryota; Metazoa; Chordata; Actinopteri; Cypriniformes; Xenocyprididae
Exons: 2
Coding region: 788-1927 (379 amino acids)
Biological process (GO): proteolysis; positive regulation of AMPA receptor activity; modulation of chemical synaptic transmission
Molecular function (GO): mRNA binding; aspartic-type endopeptidase activity
Source: RefSeq, a predicted model, not a curated record
CAACUACAGUUGUAUGCACAUGGUAUCCAUUGUUGAACCUAUCAGUGGCCUUACGCACUCUGAAUUACUCUGAACUAGCAGCGUCUGACUCCACUUUUCCAUUCACCGGCGAAAGUCAGAUCAUUAGAGAACCUUACUUCCUUUCUCUGUGUCCUGAUCAAAUGCGUAAUGUGUUAAAAUAUGCUUCCUGAUUUAAUCAAGGCAGCAGACCUGCAAGUCAAGGACAGACCGGAAUCUCACAAUCACUUCAGAGCAGCGGUGUAGUCUAGGGUCAGCCUGUCAGUGCUCAGACCAUAAGCCGCACACUGCAUCAAAUUGGUCUGCAUGGCUGUCAUCCCAGAAGGAAGUCUCUUUGUGACACCUCCAUAAAAGAGAAAACAUUUUUCAAUUAAUGUUUUGAUGAUUAUUUAUUUGUUUAUAUUUUUGUAAACUAUUUGUAUGUAAACCAUUUUCUGCAGAAGAAAGUGAUGAGGAGGCACAACCCAUUGUGAAUCCCAUAGGAAAUGAGAUGGGAAGAAUAGAUUCUGAAAUAUCAAACCUCUCUCAAUCUGUCCAAGAAUUACGUGUUGAAAUUAACACAUUAAAAGAUGGUCUUCGAACUUCCAGUGAAAGUGCAGUAAACCGUGAAGCUGUAUUCAGAGAUGCUGUAAAUCAACGCUUUGAUGACAUUGAAAUUUUCAUGUAAAGAUCUUUGGCUAAGCUAGAGAAAGGUGUUAUAGAUUGUCUUCAAAGAAGGGAUGAACAGUAGCGAAAGGAAGUUGACCAUAUCAGGAAAACCAGUACUCCCAUGACACGUUUUUCUUUUGGGGCUGCUACCUCAGAUAGUGAGAGAAUGCAUUCAACGAUGCCCACAGCUUCCUAUCCUAAACCCCCAAUCAAUUUAGAGUUCCCUAGUUUUGGAGAAACCAAAGAAACCAGUGAUGUAGUGGAAUUUGUGGAGCGGUGUGAAAAUUUUUUAACACUCCGACAUAUGUCGGACACAGAACUUGUAGCCAUCCUAAAUGCUGUUCUCUCUGGACCGGCCAGGAGUUGGUGGCUGGCAGAAAGAAAUAAGGUCCAUAACUGGGGUGAGUUUAAAAAAGCAUUCUUGGGAGCAUUCCUUCCCACUGACUAUCUCACUGAGGUAGAGAAACAACUUAAAGCUAUGAUACAAGGUUCUGAACAAUGUAUUGGAGAUUUUGCUUAUGAUUAUAGGGCAUUAUGCUUAAAGUGGAAGGCUGAUCUUCCUGAAGAAGAAGUGGUUAGAAGAAUCCUAAAUAAUUGCAAUGCUUCUCUGGCAGGAAGCCUAAGGGGUGCUGUGCAUACAGUGGAGCAAUUAGUCAAGGUUGGAUCACUGGUGGAAAGAGACCUCAAUUCCAAAAGAGAUUGCUGGGCUAAGGUAAACCAAAUUAAAGCCAAUGAAAAAGGGAAGAAAAAUCCAACAGCCCGUUAUGUUAAUACCUCCAAACCCCUGUCUGGACCAACUCAACAUCUUGCACUAGUGCAGUCGACCACUCCUCCAUUGCUUCAAGUGGUUUUGGGAGUUUGUGGUAAGCAAGUGGAGGCUAUUCUAGAUACUGGCUCCACGUUUACCUUGAUGCAGUGCCAGCUGUGGGAAGCAUUGGCUGGACCAGGUGAGCCCAUGAGACAUUUUAAUAGGACCUUUGUGUUGGCUGAUGGGAAGACACAGACCUCAGAAGGCCGAGUCCCCAUUACCUACGAGUGGCAUGGGAUGAUGUGGACAGUUGACACUUAUGUGAUGGCAGACAAACAACUUGCAUUUCCCCUUAUAUUAGGCUUGGAUUUUUUGGGUCAAGCAGGAGUGCGAUUAAAUGUGGGGGAGAAGAAUUAUGAACUGUUUAUCCAUUUCUCUGCCAGCCACUUGGAGGACCAUUAUGGAGCCAGCAGGAAGAGCAAGUUAUCAAUGUGUAUAUGGCUGUGCCCCUAGAGGCUGGAAUGUCUGAGCCAUUAAAUGCUGUGGAAUCACCAUUAAAGGAUGAUCUAAUACAGUGUUAUCUGAAGGUAGUAAAACAACUAUUGCAUGCAUGGCCUUCUGUCUGUUUGGACAAGUUGGAAAGGACAAACCUGACCAGCCACCAGAUUCUAAACACAGAUGACAUCCCAGUAAGGUGUAAAGCCUAUCGAGUCUUACCGCUAAAGAAGGAAAUAAUUCGAGAAGAGAUCCAAAAAAUGAUCUAAGAUGGCAUCAUUGAGCCCUCACAAUCUCCUUGGGCAUCCCCAGUGGUACUUGUGCCUAAACCUGAUCAAUGCUUAUGGUUCUGUGUUGACUGUAGGCGUUUAAAUGCCAAAACCCCUCAAGAUGCUUAUCAUGGAUGAUGGGCAUAGGAUAUUUUAGAAUCUAUGCAUGGGGCACAAUAUUUCAGCACCCUUGAUUUGAAAUCAGGGUACUGGCAAGUGGAAAUGGAGAAGAGUAGCCGGGAAAAGACUACUUUCAUCACCCCCUUUGGCCUAUAUCAUUUUUUGACUAUGCCUAUUGGGCUGAAAAAUGCAGGAGCUACUUUCCAGAGGCUCAUGGAGAGAGUGUUGGGGGAGUUGAGAGGCAGCAUCUGUUUUGUGUAUAUUGAUAAUAUCAUUGUAUACUCUCCAUCUAAACAGCAGCAUCUUCAAGAUCUUGAAGUGGUUUUUGGUAGACUCCAUAGGGCCAAUUUGACCCUGAACUUGAAGAAGUGCCACUUUCUCAAGACUGAGCUAAGAUUCUUGGGCCAUGUAGUCUCAGGAAAAGGGGUGGAAGUGGAUUCAGAGAAGACAGCUGCUAUUACUAACUAUCCCGUUCCACAUGAUCUUCCUUCUUUGUAGAGGUUUCUGGGCCUUAUUGGACGGUACCACAAAUUCAUUCCACAUUUUACUGAGCUUGCUGCCCCUUUGUAUCAUUUGCAGAGGAAAAAUGUUGUGUGGGUAUGGACCAAAGAGUGCCAGCAGAGUGUAGAGAGGUUGAAAGCAGCUCUGCGACAAGCCCCUGUGUUGAUCCAACCAGAUCCGUGUCAUUCCUUUCAAGUACAAACCGAUGCUAGUGCUACUGGACUGGGAGCGGUACUUACACAGAAGAUUGGUGAGGAAGAAUUGGUUAUCGUUUAUGCCUCAAGGAGUCUAAGGGGAGCCGAACUAAACUAUUCUACAUCCAAGAAAGAGUGCCUGGCUGUGGUGUGGGCAGUAGAAAAAUGGCACCACUACCUCAAGGGGGUACCCUUUGUAGUAUAUACUGACCAUGUAGCACUGUCCUGGGCCUUUAACGCUCCAAAGACUACAUCUCGACUUACCAGAUGGACCUUGAGGCUACAACGGUUCCAAUUCCAGGUUCAGUAUAGAAAAGGGAGAAUGAACGUGGUACCUGAUGCUCUAUCUAGGUCCAGCCAAGAUCAAGCAAUUGUGGCAGCAUGUGUACCAAAAAGGACCUCCCCAUGGAAUCUGUGACACCUCCAUAAAAGAGAAAACAUUUUUCAAUUAAUGUUUUGAUGAUUAUUUAUUUGUUUAUAUUUUUGGUAAACAAUUUGUAUGUAAACCAUUUUCUGUGGGGGCAGGGGAUGUGUUACAUUGAAUGGGAAUGUGUUGGGGGAAGGAAGGACUCUUAUUGUAAAAGGCCUCUGGGUAAGGAAGUUGAGAGGCGGCCAUUUUGAGGGAAGUUGUAGCUCAUGAGGUGGCAUGCGUGAAAGACAGGCCAACAAAGGAGUGCCUGGUGAUUUUUGAGGCCUUUUACCAGUGGACUAUCACCUUUUCUCUUUUUGGGAUCAUUUGAGGAUUACUUUUUUUCCUCUUCAGUGGCAUUGCCUUAGGAUUCCAGAAAAUCCCUGAGAAGUGAAUGCCUUAUGGAAGCUCUGUAUAGGUACUACCAGAGGGAUGCCUCUGACUGUGCGCAUGUGUGGCUCUGUGCUGAGACUGAUCACUUCUCUUCUUCGGAGGGGGACAAAGGUUGGGGAUGCGGCUACAGAAACUUC